Molecule: messenger RNA, 1128 nt
Organism: Aspergillus novofumigatus IBT 16806
Lineage: Eukaryota; Fungi; Ascomycota; Eurotiomycetes; Eurotiales; Aspergillaceae
Product: phosphatidylserine decarboxylase
Exons: 1
Coding region: 1-1128 (375 amino acids)
Biological process (GO): phospholipid biosynthetic process
Molecular function (GO): phosphatidylserine decarboxylase activity
Source: RefSeq, a predicted model, not a curated record
AUGUCAGAUUCGAAACGGAAGGCCGAUUUUGAAGAGGCAAUCACCACAGCCCGUUCACACAAUACAACUGAGCUGCAGGAUAUUCAAUGCCUAGAAGAUUACUUUCGAUUUAUCAACGACCAGCUUCAUUGGAUACCAAGCGAAGCUGCGCGGCCCAAGGACAUUCUCUACCGGAUAUGUAAAGCGUGGUUUGUUCUCGACCAGCCCUCUGUCGCCGCUUAUCAGGGCGCAACUCAGCCAUCAUCUGAGCCGGAAAACAGCCAACAUGACAAACUCACCUGGCUCUCAGACUGGAUAGUACGCUUCAGCAAGGAAAUCGGAACAUUUAUGGAUUCACCAGCUUCCUCAGCCUCACUGGAUACAUUCAAGGCAAGUCCCGCGUACAAUAUAGAAGACUACUUCGAACCUCGAGGAGGAUGGAGGACAUUUAACGAAUUCUUUUGCCGCAACGUCAAGCCUGGCCGACGGCCCAUUACUGCCAUUGGGGACAACUCAGUUUUAACAUGCCCCGCCGAUUUUGUGUUUGAAGAGCUUUAUUCAGUCUCUGCAGAUUCUACCGUGACCACGAAAGGACUCAAGUGGCGGAUCGCUCAACUGCUCGAUGAUUCGCUGUACAAGGAGUGUUUCACUGAUGGGACGUGGCUGCAUGGGUUCCUGGACGUGAAUGAUUAUCACCGAGUACAUGCACCUGUCAGCGGAACGGUCUUGGAGGCCCGAACGAUUGUCGGUCGAAACUAUAUGCAGGUUUAUGCUACCAGCCUUCCAGGACCGGAUGCUGUGCCAAAUAGAGCCGCACAAACGAACAUAGUCAUUGACACAGCCGGCGCAGUGCUUAGUGUCCGCAACGAGACAGGCUACCAGUUCUGCCAAGCUAGAGGACUGAUUGUGCUGGAUACAGGCUCUGGUCUGGUUGCCGUGUUGCCUGUCGGUAUGGCCAUGGUGUCAUCAGUCAUUCUUACUGUUGAAGCUGGCGCAAAAUUACAUAAAGGUGAAGAGCUGGCGUAUUUUCAAUUCGGCGGGUCGGAUGUUGUUUUGAUCUUUGAAGACAGGCUGAAGGUUGACAUCACUAUGGAACGGGGACAGCAUUAUAGGAUGGGCGUGGAGAUCGGUCAUUGCAAGUGUUCUUAA